Molecule: messenger RNA, 6262 nt
Organism: Myotis brandtii (Brandt's bat)
Lineage: Eukaryota; Metazoa; Chordata; Mammalia; Chiroptera; Vespertilionidae
Gene: CACNA1F
Product: calcium channel, voltage-dependent, L type, alpha 1F subunit
Exons: 48
Coding region: 28-5982 (1984 amino acids)
Biological process (GO): calcium ion import across plasma membrane
Cellular component (GO): voltage-gated calcium channel complex; membrane
Molecular function (GO): high voltage-gated calcium channel activity
Source: RefSeq, a predicted model, not a curated record
AGAUGGCUCUUCAACCUUGAAAGGAGGAUGUCGGCAUCUGAAGGCGGGAAAGACAUCACCCCAGAGCCCAGUCCAGCCAAUGGGGCAGGCCCUGGUCCUGAAUGGGGGCUGUGCCCUGGGCCCCCAGAAUCAGGGGGUGAAAUCAGUGAGGCAUCAGGCCUGGGGACCCCUAAGCGAAGGACUCAGCACAGUAAGCACAAGACGGUGGCAGUGGCCAGUGUUCAGCGGUCACCCCGGGCGCUCUUCUGCCUCACCCUGGCCAACCCUCUGCGGCAGUCCUGCAUCAGCAUCGUGGAGUGGAAGCCCUUCGACAUCCUCAUCCUGCUGACCAUCUUUGCCAACUGCGUGGCCCUGGGGGUCUACAUUCCCUUCCCAGAAGAUGACUCCAACACUGCCAACCACAACCUGGAGCAGGUGGAGUACGUAUUUCUGGUGAUUUUCACUGUGGAGACGGUGCUCAAGAUCGUGGCCUAUGGGCUGGUGCUCCAUCCCAGCGCCUACAUCCGCAAUGGCUGGAACCUACUCGAUUUCAUCAUCGUUGUGGUUGGGUUGUUCAGCGUGCUGCUGGAGCAGGGCCCCGGGCGGCCUGGAGAUGCUCCGCAUACUGGAGGGAAGCCGGGGGGCUUCGAUGUGAAGGCGUUGCGGGCAUUUCGGGUGUUGAGGCCACUGAGGCUGGUGUCUGGAGUCCCGAGCCUGCACAUAGUGCUCAAUUCCAUCAUGAAGGCGCUGGUACCGCUGCUGCACAUCGCUCUGCUCGUGCUCUUCGUCAUCAUUAUUUAUGCCAUCAUCGGACUCGAGCUGUUCCUCGGACGCAUGCACAAAACGUGCUACUUCCUGGGAUCUGAGAUGGAAGCGGAGGAGGACCCAUCGCCCUGUGCGUCUUCAGGCUCUGGAAGCUCUGGGCGUGUGUGCACGCUGAACCAGACCGAGUGCCGCGGGCGCUGGGCAGGGCCCAACGGAGGCAUCACUAACUUCGACAACUUCUUCUUCGCCAUGCUGACGGUCUUCCAGUGUGUCACCAUGGAAGGAUGGACGGAUGUGCUCUACUGGAUGCAGGAUGCCAUGGGGUAUGAGCUGCCCUGGGUGUAUUUCGUGAGUCUCGUCAUCUUUGGGUCCUUCUUCGUCCUCAACCUUGUACUUGGCGUCCUGAGUGGGGAGUUCUCCAAGGAGAGGGAGAAGGCAAAAGCACGAGGGGACUUCCAGAAGCUGAGGGAGAAGCAGCAGUUGGAGGAGGACCUGCGGGGCUACCUGGACUGGAUCAUGCAGGCAGAGGAGCUGGACAUGGAAGACCCCUCAGCUGAUGGAAACUUUGGUUCUGUGGCUGAAGAGGGCAGGGCUGGCCACCGACCACAACUGGCAGAGCUGACCAGUAGGAGACGUGGCCGUCUGCACUGGUUCAGUCACUCCACCCGCUCCACACACUCCACCAGCAGCCAUGCCAGCCUUCCAGCCAGUGACACUGGUUCCAUGGCAGAGACUCCGGGCGAUGAGGAAGAGGAGGAGGGGGCUCUGGCCAGUUGUACACGCUGCCUAAACAAGAUCAUGAAAACCAGGGUCUGCCGCCGCCUCCGUCGAGUCAACCAGGGUCUCCGGGCAUGCUGCCGGCGAGCUGUGAAGUCCAAUGCCUGCUACUGGGCUGUGCUGCUGCUUGUCUUCCUCAACACGCUCACCAUUGCUUCAGAGCACCACGGGCAGCCCAUGUGGCUCACCCAGACCCAGGAGUAUGCCAACAAAGUGUUGCUCUGUCUGUUCACGGUGGAGAUGCUUCUCAAGUUGUAUGGUCUGGGCCCCUCCACCUACGUUUCCUCCUUCUUCAACCGCUUUGACUGCUUCGUGGUCUGUGGGGGCAUCCUGGAGACCACACUGGUGGAGGUGGGUGCCAUGCAGUCCCUGGGCAUCUCAGUGCUCCGAUGUGUGCGCCUCCUCAGGAUCUUUAAAGUCACCAGGCACUGGGCAUCUCUAAGCAAUUUGGUGGCAUCCCUGCUCAAUUCAAUGAAAUCCAUUGCAUCCUUGCUGCUUCUCCUCUUCCUCUUUAUCAUCAUCUUCUCCCUGCUUGGCAUGCAGCUGUUUGGGGGCAAGUUCAACUUUGACCAGACACACACCAAACGAAGCACCUUCGACACCUUCCCCCAGGCCCUCCUCACUGUCUUUCAGAUCCUGACGGGUGAGGACUGGAAUGUGGUCAUGUAUGAUGGUAUCAUGGCUUAUGGCGGCCCCUUCUUCCCAGGGAUGCUGGUGUGCGUCUAUUUCAUCAUUCUCUUCAUCUGCGGCAACUACAUCCUGUUGAAUGUGUUUCUUGCCAUUGCUGUGGACAACCUAGCCAGCGGAGAUACAGGCACUGCCAAGAACAAGGGCAGGGAGAAGAGCACUGAAGGGAAACACCCACAGGAGAAUGGAUCGUUAGUGCCUGGUGGGGAGAAUGAGAAAGAGGAGGGUGCAAAGAAUGAAGGAGCAGGCAUGGAGGACGAGGAGGAGGAGGAAGAAGAAGAGGAGGAAGAAGAGGGUGCAGGACGUGUGGAACUCCUACAGGAAGUUGUUCCCAAGGAGAAGGUGGUGCCCAUCCCUGAGGGCAGCGCCUUCUUCUGCCUCAGCCAAACCAACCCAAUGAGGAAGGCUUGCCACACCCUCAUCCACCAUCAUGUCUUCACCAAUCUUAUCCUGGUAUUCAUCAUCCUCAGCAGUGUGUCCUUGGCCGCUGAGGACCCCAUCCGAGUCCACUCCUUCCGCAACCAUAUUCUGGGGUACUUUGAUUAUGCCUUCACCUCCAUUUUCACUGUGGAGAUUCUACUAAAGAUGACGGUGUUCGGGGCCUUCCUGCACCAAGGCUCCUUCUGCCGUAGUUGGUUCAAUCUGUUGGAUCUGCUGGUGGUCAGUGUGUCCCUCAUCUCUUUUGGCAUCCACUCCAGCGCAAUCUCGGUAGUAAAGAUUCUGCGAGUACUCCGAGUACUUCGGCCCCUUAGAGCCAUCAACCGAGCCAAGGGACUCAAGCACGUGGUGCAGUGUGUGUUCGUGGCCAUCCGGACCAUCGGGAAUAUCAUGAUUGUAACCACACUUCUGCAAUUCAUGUUUGCCUGCAUUGGUGUGCAGCUCUUCAAGGGGAAAUUCUACAGUUGCACUGAUGAGGCCAAACACACCCCCAAAGAAUGCAAGGGCUCCUUCCUGGUCUAUCCUGAUGGAGAUGUGUCACGGCCCUUGGUCCGGGAGCGGCUCUGGGUCAACAGCGAUUUCAACUUUGACAAUGUCCUUUCAGCCAUGAUGGCUCUGUUCACUGUCUCCACCUUUGAAGGCUGGCCUGCGCUGCUAUACAAGGCCAUUGAUGCACAUGCAGAGGACCAGGGACCCAUCUAUAAUUACCAUGUGGAGAUUUCAGUGUUCUUUAUUGUCUAUAUCAUCAUCAUCGCAUUCUUCAUGAUGAACAUCUUUGUGGGCUUCGUCAUCAUCACUUUCCGUGCCCAAGGGGAACAGGAAUACCAAAACUGUGAGCUGGACAAGAACCAGCGCCAGUGCGUGGAGUACGCUCUCAAGGCCCAGCCACUCCGCCGCUACAUUCCCAAGAACCCGCAUCAGUAUCGUGUGUGGGCCACUGUGAAUUCUGCUGCCUUUGAGUACCUCAUGUUUCUGCUCAUCCUGCUCAACACGGUUGCUCUAGCCAUGCAGCACUAUGAGCAGACUGCUCCCUUCAACUAUGCCAUGGACAUCCUCAACAUGGUCUUCACUGGCCUCUUUACUGUUGAGAUGGUGCUCAAAAUCAUCGCCUUCAAACCUAAGCAUUACUUUGCCGACGCCUGGAACACAUUUGAUGCUCUUAUUGUGGUGGGCAGCGUAGUGGACAUUGCUGUCACUGAAGUCAACAAUGGUGGCCAUCUUGGCGAGAGCUCUGAGGACAGUUCCCGCAUUUCCAUCACUUUCUUUCGCCUCUUCCGAGUCAUGAGACUGGUCAAGCUUCUCAGUAAGGGUGAAGGGAUCCGCACAUUGCUCUGGACAUUCAUCAAGUCCUUCCAGGCCUUGCCCUAUGUUGCUCUUCUCAUCGCAAUGAUAUUCUUCAUUUAUGCAGUCAUUGGGAUGCAGAUGUUCGGCAAGGUGGCCCUUCAGGAUGGCACACAGAUCAACCGAAACAACAACUUUCAGACUUUUCCACAGGCUGUACUGCUUCUGUUCAGGUGUGCCACUGGUGAGGCAUGGCAGGAGAUAAUGCUUGCCACACUUCCUGGGAAUCGAUGUGACCCUGAGUCUGACUUUGGCCCUGGCGAGGAGUUUACCUGUGGUAGCAAUUUUGCCAUCGCCUAUUUUAUUAGCUUCUUCAUGCUCUGUGCCUUCCUGAUUAUAAAUCUCUUUGUGGCUGUGAUCAUGGACAACUUUGAUUACUUAACCAGAGAUUGGUCCAUCCUGGGGCCCCAUCACCUCGAUGAAUUCAAGAGGAUCUGGUCUGAAUAUGACCCUGGGGCCAAGGGCCGCAUCAAGCACCUGGAUGUAGUUGCCCUGCUGAGACGCAUCCAGCCACCACUGGGAUUUGGGAAGCUGUGCCCACACCGAGUGGCCUGCAAGAGACUGGUGGCGAUGAACAUGCCUCUCAACUCAGAUGGGACAGUGACAUUCAAUGCCACACUCUUUGCCCUGGUUCGGACAUCCCUGAAGAUCAAGACAGAAGGGAACCUGGAGCAAGCCAAUCAGGAGCUUCGGAUUGUCAUCAAAAAGAUCUGGAAGCGGAUGAAGCAGAAGCUGCUAGAUGAAGUCAUCCCCCCUGCUGAUGAGGAAGAGGUCACCGUGGGCAAAUUCUAUGCCACAUUUCUGAUCCAGGACUAUUUCCGCAAAUUCCGGCGAAGGAAAGAAAAGGGGCUACUAGGGACCGAGGCCUCCCCAAGCACCUUCUCUGUCCUUCAGGCUGGUCUGAGGAGCCUACAGGACUUGGUUCCUGAGAUCCGACAGGCCCUCACCUGUGACAUAGAUGAAGAGGAAGAGGAAGAGGGGCAGGGUAGAGAGGAAGAGGAAGAUGAGAAGGACCCAGAAACAUACCAAGCUCCAAUGGGCUCCCAGCCCCCAUCCCGUAGGAGCUCCCUGAUUUCUGUGUCUCUGCCAACUGGGGACAAACUGCCAGAUUCACUCUCCCUGGGGCCCAGUGAUGAUGAUGCGGGGGCUCCCAACUCCAGACAGUCCAGUGUGCCCCAGGUUGGAUCCCAUGCUCACAGGAGAAGUUCUGGGGCUCUCAUUUUCACCAUUCCGGAAGAAGGAAGUUUUCAGCCCAAGGGAACUGAAGGGCAAGAGAAACAGUAUGAGGAAGAGGAAGUCCCGGGACAGUAUUCUGGCCACAACAGGGGCUCCUACAUACAUGAGCAGGCCGCGACUCCCUCUUGCCCCAUCCUUUUGCCACCUCACAGACCCCAAAGAUACAUGGAUGGGCACUACGCACCACGCCGCCGUCUGCUGCCCCCAACACCUGCAGGUCGGAAGCCCUCCUUCACCAUCCAGUGUCUGCGGCGCCAGGGAAGUUGUGAAGAUUUACCCAUCCCAGGCACCUAUCAUCGUGGGCGAAACUCAGGGCCCAGCAGGGCACAGGGUUCCUGGGCAACCCCUCCUCAGCGGGGUCGGCUCCUGUAUGCCCCACUGUUCUUGGUGGAGGAGGGUGCAGCAGGGGAGAGAUACCUCAGCAAAUCCAGCGGUCCGCUUUGCACCUUCACCUGCCUGCAAGUGCCUGGAACCCACUCAGACCCCAGUCAUGGCAAGAGGGGCAGUGCUGACAGCCUGGUGGAGGCUGUGCUCAUCUCUGAGGGCCUGGACCUCUUUGCCCGAGACCCGCGCUUUGUGGCCCUGGCCAAGCAGGAGAUCGCGGAUGCAUGUCGCCUGACACUGGACGAGAUGGACAGUGCUGCCAGUGACCUGCUGGCACAGAGAACCAGCUCACUUUAUAGUGAUGAGGAGUCCAUCCUCUCCCGCUUCGAUGAAGAGGACCUGGGAGAUGAGAUGGCCUGUGUCCAUGCCCUCUGAAUUCCCACCCCUACCCCACUGCUCAAUAAACCUCCUGCCCUCUCUUCCCCAGAGGGAGACAGGCGUAGACCACACUCUUGGAGUUUGAUGUCUUUGCACUCGGAGCCUAGGGCUGCCUGAAAGCCCCCAUCCAUCCAUCCAUCCAUCCAUCCAUCCUGGUUCAGUGCUGAGCCACUGCCCACACAUGGGUAUUUCCGGAAACCAGGACAGCCAGGUCUGAUUACUCAGCGUCAGUGAAGGAGGGAGGAGGAGGAGGAAGAGACAGCAGCCAAAAAAAGCU